Messenger RNA from Melospiza melodia melodia, 1710 nucleotides. Its product is annotated as eukaryotic translation initiation factor 3 subunit A-like. Gene Ontology annotation, molecular function: protein serine/threonine kinase activity; ATP binding. The coding region runs from base 127 to 1710 and encodes 527 amino acids. NCBI's taxonomy places the organism in Eukaryota, Metazoa, Chordata, Aves, Passeriformes, Passerellidae. Gene Ontology annotation, cellular component: cytoplasm. The transcript is spliced from 8 exons. The record is from RefSeq and is a predicted model, not a curated record. Gene Ontology annotation, biological process: regulation of MAPK cascade; regulation of axonogenesis; protein phosphorylation.
CCAGUUCCUGCCUUCUGUGUAUUUAGAGUGGAGAACCUUGCUUGCAUUUAGAACCAGAACAAAGAUCCCAGAUGGAACAAGGUUUGAUGCUUUUAGUCAGAAGUAUCAGUGACUAAAGGGCACCUCAUGUCUACAUUCCGAGCAGCUCCUCCUUCGGGCACAAAAGCAGCACCAGCACCUCCUGGGGCUCCCUCUGCUUCCAAAGAGGAGGCCAAAGAGGAGGAAGACAGCAGUGAGCUUCCCGCUGCUCUGGGAGACGAGGGCGAACUUCCCUCAGUGCCGGGAGAUGACAGUGAACUUCCCGCUGCUCUGGGAGACGAGGGCGAACAUCCCGCGGUGUGGGAAUGCAACGGCGAGGCUCCCGCGGGGUGGGACAAGGACAGGGGACAUCUCCCGGUGUGGGACGAGGACGGUGGAUGUGCCCUGGAGUGGCCCCAGAAUGGCCAAGCUCCCACGGAGUGGGAGGAGGACAACGGACAAUUCGCAGUGUGGGAUGAGGAUGGACGACAUCUCCAGGUAUGGGAUGAGGAUGGAGGACAUGUCCCGGUGUGGAAUGAGGAUGGAGGACAUCUCCCAAUGUGGGACGAGGACAACGGACAUCUCCCGGAGUGGGAUGAGGAUGGAGGACGUCUCCCGGAGUGGGAUGAGGAUGGAGGACAUCUCCCAGUGUGGAAUGAGGAUGGAGGACAUCUUCCGGAGUGGGAUGAGGAUGGAGAACAUCUCCCAGUGUGGGAUGAGGAUGGAGGACAUCUCCCAGUGUGGGAUGAGGAUGGAGGACAUCUCCCGGAGUGGAACGAGGACAACAGACAACGCGCAGUGUGGGAUGAGGAUGGAGGACAUCUCCCAUCGCCCAUCCUCCUCCCACAGGAUGGAGGACAUCCUGUGUCUUGGGAAGAGGAGAGUGAACAUCUCCCAGCAUGGGAAGUGGACAGUGACCAUCCCCUGGCUUGGAAAGAUGAUGGCGAACCUGCAGCAUUUUGGGAAGAGGAUGGAGAAGCUGCAGCAUUUUGGGAAGAGGCUGGAGAACCUCCCUCUGCUUGGGAAGAGGACAAUGAAGCUCCCUCCGCUGCGGGAUCCUGGGCUGAACAUUCUGACAGCAGCACAGCCCUGCAGCCAGAGGGGAGAGGGGAGUGGUGCCUGAUGCAGCUGAGGAACACCGUGAGUGAGGCGGAGCCUGGCCAGAAAUACCUGGAGGUGGAGCAGAUUGGCCAAGGGGCUUUCGGAACCGUUUACAAAGGACUCGACAGGGCCACUGGAGGAGAGGUGGCCAUCAAGAAAAUGAGUCUCAGAGGGCAGAACAGGGAACGAGCUGUGAAUGAGAUCCUGCUCCUGAAGGACAAGAAGAACCCCAACAUUGUCAAAUUUCUGGACAGCUUCCUUGUUGAUGGAGAUGUCUGGCUGGUGAUGCAAUACAUGGAUGGAGGAACUUUGCAGGAUGUUGUCAGACAGAUACGCAUGGCUGAAGGAGAGAUGGCAGCUGUCAGUCGGGAGUGUCUGCAGGGCCUGGAUUUCCUCCAUUCCAACCGGGUGAUCCACAGGGAUCUGAAGAGCUCCAACAUCCUCCUGAGCAUGGACGGCUCUGUCAGGCUGGGUGGGUGUUCCUGGCCAGGCACAGCUCUCCCGGGCUGCGGGUGUGGGGCUGCUUCCCAGGGAGGGCCAGAGCCCCACAAGGGCUGCUGGGGGCACUGCCCGGCCCCUGCUGCCAGCUGA